ACGAAAAAUCAAUAAUGGCAUAUUGACUGAAAUCAGCCGCAGAAUUUCGGACUUUAGGCUGAAAUUGCAUGAACGAUGGCGCUGCAAAAAAUGAGGAGAAAAUUUGGUCGUAUGAUUCAACUGCGGCUUGAGCGUACGACCGAUUAUAUUCGUAAUUUCGUUGCGAAAAAAUUCAAAAAUGCCAGUGUUGUGACAGCUACUGAUCAAGGUCACCUUGACAAUAUGAUACUCCUGGUGCAGCUGAUUUCAUUAAUCUUGUUCCUCGUCUGCCAGUCAUACCCCGGAUUUUUGCGAAUACGACUGAUAUAUAAGCCAGAAUUUUGCUACAAUGGAACUAACUGUAGUUAUAAGAUGGAUGAACUCCUGUUUCGACCGGUUGAAGCUCAUCCUGGAUACAGAGGUAUCUGGGAAUCCCUACAGAGAGUCACAAAACUUCUUCCACAAUAUUCAGGUGAAGACAAGGAGAUUGACGGUUUAAGGGAGGAGAUCAAAACUUAUUGGAUGAUGCAACUGAGUGCUUGGCCACUGGAACCAAUCUGCAUGAUCAUAAUACUUGCAAUGGAUGUUAUUCGCCGCAGUUUUUGCCGCCGCCUACAGAAACGAGACACAACAGUGAUGUUUAGCAUGACAGGACUAAUGCUUUGCUUAUGCGUUCUGCGUAUAUGCGGAAUUUAUCUGUACUUUGCCAUUCUUCGUCGGGCAAACAUAGUGGCCCAGAAGGUAAACUAUCGAUCCUCCAUUGGAACGCAAGUGAAAGACCUAGCGAUCAUUCUGUGUGUGGAACCUCCUGGCAACUAUUUCAUUUUAUCCCUGAUCAAUUUGUUUUUUACACUCAUUCAAAUCACUUUUGCAAUGGACUAUUUAGAUCCAAACUAACAAUUUCACCUUUUGACUGAUGUGAGUUCUUAUGAACAUAUUCGUACUCCACCCUGUUGACAUUUCUGAGAGACAUGGUUACUUUAAGGCCAUGAGUUUUAUACUAUCAAAUCGAUUCAAAAGUUCGAUGCUUUAUUUAUGAAAACAAUAUGCACAAUUGCUGUAUUCCCG
Messenger RNA from Opisthorchis viverrini, 1047 nucleotides. RefSeq lists its product as hypothetical. The record is from RefSeq and is a predicted model, not a curated record. Bases 76 to 876 code for a protein of 266 amino acids. The transcript is spliced from 3 exons. Lineage: Eukaryota; Metazoa; Platyhelminthes; Trematoda; Opisthorchiida; Opisthorchiidae.